CAACCGGUGUCGUCCCAGACGCAGAGAAUUCUCUCAAGAAACAGCAACGCUCGAAGGCUCCUCGCAUCGCAUCGUCGUCAUCCUCCUCGACCUUCCGAUCUUCUCCCCCACCGAGAGCUCCACCGCGCGUACGCUCCGGCGGUUGCCCCCUGGAAGUUGCGGCGGCGCGUCCAUGGAUUUGCGAUCGCGGGGCCGGAAGCUGUCCUUCGAGAUCCUGAGCCGGAGCGACCUCCUCCGGGAGGAGGGCGAAUCCUCCUCCGCCGUCUUCCGAUCGAACUCCGAUCCCAUGCCUCUCGAUUCUCCGCGAGGCUCCGCGGUCUCGCCUCCUCGCGACAGGUCCGCCCGCCGGAGGCGGAAGCAACGGAGGAAGAAGCGGGCGGCCUGCUCGAUCAUCCCCGAGGACGGCGGUUCCUGCGGACCGGUCGAUUCCGAUUCCCGCGCGGACGGCGCCGAGCGCGCGGACGGCGUGUUUCUCGAGGACAGGAGCUCGGUUACUGGGGACGGCGGUGUCGGUUUGGGUGGGCGUGCGAACGGCGUGGAGUUCGAUUGCAAGAGCUACAGUGCGGCGAGUUUGGGCUCUGUUACUCAGGUGGUGAGUGCGGAGAGUCAGAAUAGCGUGUUUGUCGACGAGUGUAGACGCGGGGAGUUGAGGCAGAGAGCUGUGAAUGGCGGAGAGGAUAGAACAGCGGGAGGGGAACAGAGUUCGAGAGAGGAGAGCGGCAUUGAGGUGAGCUCGAUCUUGAAGGGGCGCAGUGAGCCGAAUGGUAGCGUGCCACGGAAGUUGGAGACUGCCGAGUCCUUGGAUUGGAAGAAGGUCGUGAAGGAUGAUUCGUUCGUACAGAAGUCACCAAUGAGGUACUUUUUGGAUGAAAUGAGCAAUGGAAAUUCAUUAAGGAAUACAACUGCUCUCGGAAAUGACAAAGAACGUGAGAGAGUAUAUGAUACUAUCUUCCGAUUGCCUUGGAGAUGUGAGCUGCUUAUAGAUGUUGGUGUUCUUGUGUGCUUCGAUUCAUUUCUCUCAUUGUUGACAAUCAUGCCAACAAGGAUCGCCAUAGUAUUAUGGAGGCUUAUGAGUACAAGACAGUUAAAGAGGCCUUCUGCGGAGGAGCUGUCUGAUUUUGGGUGUUUUAUUGUGCUCACUGGCGGGGUUACUCUCUUGGAGAGAACAGAUAUAAGCUUAAUAUAUCAUAUGAUUCGCGGUCAAGGAACAAUCAAGCUCUAUGUUGUGUACAACGUGCUAGAGGUAUUUGAUAAACUAUGCCAGAAUUUUGGUGGAGAUGUCAUGAAAACUCUGUUUAAUUCUGCUGAAGAACUGGCAGGUUGUUCACCAGAAAACAUGAUGGUUUACAAAAUGAGAUUCCUUUCAGAUUUGGCACUAUCCGUGGGUGCCUCAAUUGUUCAUUCUUUUAUCUUAUUAGCUCAGGCAAUUACUUUGUCAACGUGUAUUGUUGCUCACAAUAAUGCACUGCUGGCGUUGCUUGUAUCAAACAACUUUGCUGAGAUAAAGAGUAAUGUUUUCAAGCGUUUCAGCAAAGACAAUAUUCAUAGUCUAGUCUACUAUGAUUCGGUUGAGAGAUUCCACAUUACAGCAUUUGUAUUAUUUGUUCUUGCUCAGAAUAUUCUGGAGGCUGAAGGUCCAUGGUUUGAAAGUUUUUUUAUUAAUGCUCUCAUGGUUUACUUCUGUGAGAUAACUAUUGAUAUCAUUAAGCAUUCAUUCAUUGCCAAAUUCAACGAUAUCAAACCCAUUGUAUACUCCGAGUUUCUUGAAGACCUUUGCAAGCAGACUUUGAAUAUGCAAACCGAUCUGAAGAACAGUCUCACCUUCGUUCCUUUGGCACCAGCUUGUGUGGUAAUACGGGUUCUGACUCCGGUAUAUGCCGCACUUAUUCCCUGCCAUCCACUCCCAUGGAGAGUCCUGUGGAUCCUCCUCUUGUUAGCAGCGACAUACAUCAUGCUCGCGAGUCUCAAAGUGAUGGUCCGCUUGGGCCUGCAGAAGCACGCUUCUUGGUACCUCGAUAGAUGCCAGAAGAGAAGACACCACCUACACUUGGAUUGAUUUCAGCACCGCGAUGGAGAAUUUUCAGCUAAUUAUCUGCCUAGAGAAAUCCCCAUGUGGGGAACUACUCUUAAUUCACGAACCACCUCUUUCGAGUUCGGCUUACGAGAAUCCAGAGCACUGGCGGACGAGACAUACGGUCAGAUAUCAGUCUUCCAACAAAUAUGGAUACGAUAUCCGGAAAUCGUCCCUCUUUGCCGUGACCGUGUAGACAAAGUUCACAAAGUUUUGGUGUAAUUUGAUAGCUCAUGCUGUUGUUAAUAGGCUGUUGCUGCCAAAAUACAAGAUAGAAAAUGAACCAAAGACGAUGGUACCCCAUCUUCAAGUU
Messenger RNA from Syzygium oleosum, 2384 nucleotides. RefSeq names its product protein POLLEN DEFECTIVE IN GUIDANCE 1. The record is from RefSeq and is a predicted model, not a curated record. The transcript is spliced from 11 exons. Gene Ontology annotation, cellular component: endoplasmic reticulum membrane. NCBI's taxonomy places the organism in Eukaryota, Viridiplantae, Streptophyta, Magnoliopsida, Myrtales, Myrtaceae. Gene Ontology annotation, biological process: maintenance of protein localization in endoplasmic reticulum. The coding region runs from base 173 to 2056 and encodes 627 amino acids.